AUGUUGUGGUCUGCAAUCCCCUUGUCAUUGGCCACAUUCCUCUCAGCCGUGGUGGCACUGCAGCUCUAUCGAAUUAUUAGCAGAAGAUAUAGGUCUCGGAAGCUAUCGAAGCAAUGGAAUUGCGAGCCAGUAUUUUCCUAUCCAAGUGGGCUGUUUGGUCAUAAAGCGGUCUGGCGCGCGAAGACUGCGGCUCAAGAAGGCCAAGUUGGAUCUACUCUGCACGAGGUUCAUUUGCAGUAUGGAAACACCCUGAAAUUGAAUUUUGUGGGUCACGAUGUUGUCACUACUUGCGAACCAGAGAAUAUCCAGGCACUUUUAGCCACGCAGUUCUCCAGCUUCGGACUGUCUAAAUGGCGUUACCCACAGUACCGCCCAUUGCUUGGGAGGGGGAUAUUCACAUCCGACGGCUCAGCCUGGGAGCACUCGAGGAAGUUGCUACGCCCCCAGUUCACGAAGAAUCAGAUACCCCCAAUUGAAUGGUUUGACUCCCAUUCUAAGAACUUAAUGCAAGCACUGCCGCCCGAUGGGCAGGUCUUUGAUAUCCAGCCGCUUGCCUUCCGACUGGCACUUGACUCUGCCACGGGCUAUCUGUUUGGGGAGUCUAUUAGUUCCCUCAUUAAGCCAGACUCCAAUCAGACAGGUAUUGCAGAAACUUCAGGUCGCGGAAACGAAGGGUUUGCUGCGGCAUUCGACUACGCCCAAGAUAUCCUUUUCAGACGAACUCUCGCGCUUUCUUACUACUGGCUGAUUAACCCUAGCGAAUUGAAAAACUCCACUCGUGUUGUUCACAAAUUCGUGGAGUACUACGUUGAUAAGGCAAUCGAAUACAGAAGCAAGAUUAAUAGCUCGGGGGGUGGCCAUGAACAGAAAGGAGAUGAAUAUUGUUUUCUGCACGCACUGGCGGCCGAGACACAAGAUCGGGAUUUCCUGAGGGAUCAAUUGGUGAAUGUUCUUUUAGCCAGUCGAGACGACGUUGCCAGCGUGUUCACCUCCAUCUUCUUUCUUCUUGGACGAGACUCUGUCGCAUGGCGUACGUUGAAAAAGGAAGUCACCGAUGCGGUGGACAAGCACGCGAGCAAUAUCACCUUGAAGGACAUACAGAGUCUUCCUUAUCUACGCGGUGUUUUGUACGAAGCACUUCGUCUCUUCCCCCCCGUUCCUUUGAAUGCGCGUGUUGCUCAUCAUGAUACGACAAUUCCCGUGGGAGGUGGUCCGGAUGGUCGAUCCCCAGUGUUCAUUCCCAAGGGGCAGAUGGUCGCCUAUUCAGUCUGGUGCCUUCAUCGGCGUCCGGAUAUCUGGGGCGCGGAUGUUGAGACAUUCCGACCGGAGAGAUGGGAAGAAUACAACCCACCGGCGUGGGACUUCGUUCCCUUCAAUGGUGGACCCAGAGCGUGUCUUGGCCAGCAAUUUGCCAUAAUCCUGAUUAGCCAGCAGGUAUUCAGGUUAGUUCAAUACCUGGACUCCGUUGAGAGCGCCCAGCCAGGGCCAGACAUGGGGCUCAACCCUCCAUUGCGGCAGAGCCUGACCAUGUGUCACGAGCACGGAGUCCAAUUGCGCAUCAAAAGAUCGAAUGUUUGA
This is a messenger RNA of Aspergillus vadensis CBS 113365, 1578 nucleotides long. Its product is annotated as cytochrome P450. Bases 1 to 1578 code for a protein of 525 amino acids. Gene Ontology annotation, molecular function: heme binding; iron ion binding; oxidoreductase activity, acting on paired donors, with incorporation or reduction of molecular oxygen, reduced flavin or flavoprotein as one donor, and incorporation of one atom of oxygen. The transcript has 4 exons. The record is from RefSeq and is a predicted model, not a curated record. Lineage: Eukaryota; Fungi; Ascomycota; Eurotiomycetes; Eurotiales; Aspergillaceae.